CCUCAUCUCCCCCACCUCCUGCUUCCUUCCCUCAUUUACUCCUUCCUUCUCAUCAUCCAAUUUGCACAUUGCUUGAUCCCCCCCUUCUAUUUGUGUCCUAUAUCAGCAUCUGCUCAUAACACUUUCCUCCUCCAACGUAUCGCUCUCUCUUUCUUCGCCUACUGGCUCAGCUCGGCUUCCGCUGCAUUGGCUGACCCAGGCGGACUUUUGCUGGCGAGCGUGGGCGAAAAAAAAAAAAAAAAGAAGCGUAGCCCAUGCGAGCAGCGUGAGGGCCGAGUGCUGCUGUUUCCUUCAAAGCUGAGCCCCCAACAUGUGAGAAGAUGUCUGUUGGAGGUUGCGCUUGUCCCGGCUGUUCGUCAAAGUCAUUCAAGCUGUACUCUCCCAAGGAACCCCCCAACGGCGGCAGCUUUCCCCCUUUCCACCCAGGCGCUAUGCUGGACCGAGAUGUGGGGCCUACACCCAUGUAUCCCCCAUCAUAUAUGGAACCAGGAAUUGGCUUUAACUUCAUUCUGAGUGUUGAAUUUCCCAUUUCCUGCUCCAGGAGACCCACACCGUAUGGAAACCAGACAGACUAUCGUAUGUAUGAGCUGAACAAAAGGCUACAGAAUUGGACAGAGGAUUGUGACAAUUUGUGGUGGGAUGCCUUCACCACAGAGUUCUUUGAGGACGACGCAAUGCUCACAAUAACGUUCUGCCUUGAAGAUGGACCCAAACGAUACACCAUCGGUAGGACGUUGAUUCCCAGAUAUUUUCGGAGCAUCUUCGAGGGGGGUGCCACAGAGCUCUUCUACAACUUGAAGCAUCCAAAGGAGUCCUUCCACAGUAACUUUGUAUCUCUUGACUGUGACCAGUGCACCAUGGUGACCCAGAACGGCAAACCCAUGUUCACACAGGUUUGUGUGGAGGGCCGUCUGUACCUGGAGUUUAUGUUUGAUGACAUGAUGAGGAUCAAGACGUGGCACUUCAGCAUCAGACAACACAGAGAGGUCCUCCCCAGGAGCAUCCUGGCCAUGCAUGAUCCUCAGAUGCUGGAUCAACUGGCUAAAAAUAUCACCAGAUGUGGGCUCUCCAACUCCACACUCAACUACCUCCGUCUAUGUGUGAUAUUGGAGCCCAUGCAAGAACUGAUGUCAAGACAUAAGACCUACAGUUUGAGCCCCCGAGACUGCCUGAAGACUUGCCUCUUCCAAAAGUGGCAGAGGAUGGUAGCACCACCAGGUAAAAAACAAAACACAACAAAAAUACUCCACUUUUUUUCUUUAACCAAAAGCGUAGUAGAACUCUUUAAGUUCAUGGUCUCCCCUCCAUGUGCACUUGUAGCCGAGCCGGCUAGACAAGCGCCCAACAAGCGGCGGAAAAGGAAGGUGUCUGGCGGCAGCACGGUGAGCUCCGGCGGGGGCGGCAAUAACAACAGCAACAGCAAAAAGAAGAGUCCAGCCAACAGCUUCUCCCUGUCCAACCAGGACGUGAUGAUGGUGGGAGAACCCACCCUGAUGGGAGGGGAGUUUGGUGACGAGGACGAGCGUCUGAUCACGCGACUGGAGAACACCCAGGUGGACGGGGCCAACGGCCUGGAGGAUGAGGACAGUUUCAGCAGCUCACCAGCGUUGGGGUCACACUCACCCUGGAACAGCAAGCCCCCCUCCAGUCAGGAGAGCAAGAAUGACAACUCUCAGUAGUCCCCCCAACAGGCUCUUAUUCGAGACAGGAGUUUGCAGGGAAGGCAGUUGUUUUGUUCAUUCAAAGAUGACAGCUGCGUGACUGAAGAGGGAGGGGUGUUCUUUCGUGGAUGAGACCAGGGUGGGCAAAGUAUGGCUUGGGCCACAUUUGGCCCUUUGCAGCCUUUAAUCCGGCCCGCCAAGCAAGAAUAUGACCAUUUUUUUACCCCCAAAAAGUAAAAUGCAUUUAUUUUUGUAAUUAAUUUAUCUCAUUAAAAAAUUUCUAUUUUUUGGUAAAUAAUAAAAACAAAACUGUUUGUAAAAUAAACCAUCUAUUUAUUUAAUUUAAUCAAAAUUACUUUAAUGAUCCAUUCAUCCAUUCUAUGCCACUUAUCCUUUCUUGACGGUCACAGGUUAACCGGAUCCUAUCCCAGCUGACUUGGGGCAAAAUUCGCACUACACCCAGGACCGGUCGCCCGCAGUCAGUCGCAGAGCACAUAUAGAGAUGGACAACCAUUGACACUCACAUUCACACCGUCACUGAGUGGGAACUCAACCCACCCUGUCUGCACCGACGUCAGGCGAAAGUAGUGGUACUUUCCCCACCCGUGAUGUGACUGAUAGUUAAUCAAUUAUAAAUCAUAAAAUAUAAAUUAAUAAAAUACAUUUUACAUACAAAAUAUUAGUCUAAUAAACAACUUUAUUUUAUUAAAUGAUUGGUUAAGUAGUGAUAAUUAAAUUUAUUAUAAACUAGACGUGCACCAAUUAAUCAACUAUUUUGGUAAUCGAUUAAUCGUUUGGAGACAACUUAAAAUUGUCUAAAUCCUUGGAGUUUCAGGCUCACAAAAGUAAAUAUUUUCAGAUUUCUGUCGUCUUUCAUUGAAGCAGAGUGAUUAUCUUUGUGUUUAAUCAAAAUAAGACUUUUGCAAACGUCCGCUUUUACUUUGGACAACAAUGACAACAUUUUUGCCCAUUUUCUUGACAUUUUACGGACAAACUCAGUAACUGAAUCAUAAGUAAUUAUGUUUGCAUUUUUUUUGCACUGUUAAUUUGAAAAGAUGUCCUACUUUUGAAUAAAGGGAUGGAAAUGAAAAAAUAUUUUUGUUUUAUCUGAUUAAUUGAAACCAUAAUCGACAAAUGAGCUAUUAAAAUAAUCAUUAGUUUUAGCACCACUAUAAACAAUAACAAUAUUUUAUUAUUAUAAUAAUCGUUUUACAUAAAACACAAAUAUUGUAUUAACCAUUUCAUUUUCAUGAAAUGGUUAAUGGAGCUUCAUUAAUUUACAUUUUAAAAUUAGCAUGAAUUACAAUUUUAUUCAAAUAAGCUACAUGAAUAUGAGCUGAAUAAAGAAUUUAGCAUUUUUAAUUUAAAUACAAUAAUCAAACAGUAUUUUAAAGUGAACUAUUUUAUUAAAAUCAAUUAUUUUAAAUACACAACGUUUUUUCUUUUUUUUAUUUAAACGACCUGGCCCAUGUCCUGUCUUGAAACUCAAACGUGGCCCUUGAGUAUGAAGUUUGCCCACCCCUGGACAACUGCAGACAGUCACAUGCUGCCUCACAUUGCACAUGCUCAGUGGUGCUCAAGCCCAGCCCUCGUCUGCUCAGGUGCACCCGGUAGCGGGCGCGUGUGUUUAGUGUGUGUGCGCCCACUGUGGCGUUUCAGCCACAGUCGCCCCGUAGUCCCGAGCGCUCGUCAUGACCGCCGUGUUCCGUGGGUUCUUGUUCCAACCUCGGGUCUCUGGGGCGUGUCCUCCUCGACAGCGGCCCCCUUCACUGCUUCUGUUGUGCUCAUGUCACAGGAAAAAUAAAUGUCCUUUUUUUUUUGUUUGUUUGUGUUGCAGGCUGCAGAAAAAGUGUGUGCAUUCUUUUAAGUAUCAAAAUUCCUCAUCCGCUUCAUAAAACUCAAUUAUUUGUUU
This is a messenger RNA of Phycodurus eques (leafy seadragon), 3573 nucleotides long. RefSeq names its product LIM domain binding 1a (gene ldb1a). Bases 321 to 1679 code for a protein of 452 amino acids. Gene Ontology annotation, molecular function: LIM domain binding. The record is from RefSeq and is a predicted model, not a curated record. Gene Ontology annotation, cellular component: nucleus; transcription regulator complex. Lineage: Eukaryota; Metazoa; Chordata; Actinopteri; Syngnathiformes; Syngnathidae. The transcript is spliced from 11 exons. Gene Ontology annotation, biological process: positive regulation of transcription by RNA polymerase II; negative regulation of transcription by RNA polymerase II; nervous system development.